Molecule: messenger RNA, 2181 nt
Organism: Colletotrichum paranaense
Lineage: Eukaryota; Fungi; Ascomycota; Sordariomycetes; Glomerellales; Glomerellaceae
Exons: 3
Coding region: 1-2181 (726 amino acids)
Biological process (GO): G protein-coupled receptor signaling pathway
Cellular component (GO): membrane
Molecular function (GO): G protein-coupled receptor activity
Source: RefSeq, a predicted model, not a curated record
AUGUACACACGAACACACACUCUCUCGCCGCUCCCGACGGUUCUUCGACAUGGGCUCAAAGCCGUCGUUACGCUCUCGUUUUUCUCUCUCGUCACUUCCUUCUCGCUCCUAGUAUACCUAAUUGGCAGACUCGCAUGUUGGUAUCGGAGGACGAGUCCGAAGAAGGAACAACAACUACCUGCCACCACCACACAGGUUCCAGUCAUCGCCGGUCUACCCCACGAACUCGAGGCCCAGUAUAACGCAAACGGACAGACGAAGGGAUCGAGAGUCCCGAAUCAGUUCCUCAUUCUCCUACUCAAUGUGCUCUUCGCCGAUGCCAUCCAGGCCUGCGCCUUCUUCCUCGACGUUGUCUGGUUGGUGGAGGAUAAGAUCACCGACGACUCGGCCGCGUGCUGGGCCCAGGGGUGGUUCAUCUCUACGGGCGACCUGGCGUCUACCGCCUUUGUGGCAUUCAUCGCAGUACAUACCUAUCUCACCCUGGUCAGAGGUCUCAAGAUCUCGUGCAAGGCCUUCUACAGCACUAUCUUUCUUUUGUGGUUCUUUGUUUUGUUUAUGUCUGUACUUGGGGUGAUCAUCACCAACAACGGCGCCGGUAAAGGUGGUUUCUAUGUCCGCGACAUUACCUGGUGCUGGAUCAACUCAGAAUAUGAGGCUAUGCGGAUGUACUUACACUAUGCCUGGAUGCUCACCCUGAUCAUUACGGGAACCGUAUCGUAUGUCUUGGUCUUCGUCCACGUUCACCGGGCAGAUAAGGCAUUCCGAAGCGCCAGAAAGGCAGCCGCUGCUGCGGAAGAAGCCUCAUGUGACGGUGUACUGAGCCCCACGACCUUACCGAACGUCAUGUCGCAGCACAACCAGAAGACAGAGGUCCACAAGCGCAUCCUCUUCCUCUUCUACCCCAUUGUCUUCCUCCUAUGCACAGCGCCGCUGGCCCUGGGACGUAUCCUCAGCAGCGGGGGUAUCAAGCUCUCGGCAGAAUACCUCAUCUUCGCUGGCUGCAUGAUCACUUCCAACGGAUGGAUCGAUGUCCUCAUCUUCUCGAGCACGCGUAGCGGCAUUCUCUUUGACGCGCCAGUCGACGAGCAAAAUGUCGGCCUAGACACGUUCAACUUCACGCCCCUGGGUCAACAGUAUGGCCACAGGGUCUGGAUUGAGGGUGGCGCUUCGAAAGACGACUCGCAUAACAGGAAGCCGAGUGUAUUUCGCAGACCCUCGCGCCGCGCCAGGCUUGGCUCCGAGGCCAGCCACGACCGUAGCGAGAGUCAGACGUCGUUGCACGACCGGGACGUGUCUGGCCUCAAGGGCAUUCAGAUGGAGACUGUGACUCGGAUCUUUGUCGAAGAGGUGGACCCUGCGAAGAAUAAGAAGUACGCUAAUCGGACGUUAAACUCGAUGCCAUCUGAUGAGAGCGUUGGCGAACGCAAAAGCUGCUGUCUCUCCGUCGACAUCUCCGCCGGCCUUGGCUCUGGAUUGCUCCCUCAUCAUCUACAUGCAACACACCAGCCAUCGUCAAGUGAUUUGAGAAUGGCUUCAACCACUCAUCAACCAAGCAGAGGCCAAGCUUCGAAGACAACAACGCCCCUCAGACAGAUUAGGGCCUAUUUCGACGAUGAGACUAUCACGGUCUAUCAAGCGUACAACGCCGCCAUCGCAGAGGCAGCCGUUACUGCUCAGAAGCUCGACGCAUCCCCAAACUUCAAACUUUCCCGCAUGACCUGGAUCAAACCAAGCUGGGCAUGGAUGCUGUACCGCGCAGGUUAUUCAUACAAAGAUCGCGGCCAGGAGCGCAUCUUGGCGAUCAAAAUGACCCACGCCGGUUUCGUCGACCUUCUUCGUCAAAGCGUUUCAACCCACGGCAGCGAUUUGGAAAAGGGCGACGGGCGGGUGCGCGUCCAAUGGGACCCAGAACGCGAUGUGCGGUUGGAGAAGCUUCCGUAUCGAAGCAUUCAGAUUGGCAUUCCUGCUCGUAUCUGCGGCUCUUGGGUUGCUGAAGGAAUAGUUGGUAUUGAAGACGUGACGACCAGAGCGCGGGAGCUGAAAAGAGUCUUGGACGAGCGGCCUGAUGUCGGUGAUGACGAACUGGUAGCGUUAGGCCUGAUUUCCAUUGAGAAGGAAUUCCCAGUUCCCGAAGAUGUCAGAGAUAUCUUGGGAAUCGAUUCCUUCCUUGAAUGUCACUAG